Drosophila montana is the source of this 3136-nucleotide messenger RNA. It is a transcript of the gene dpr17, whose product is annotated as defective proboscis extension response 17. The transcript has 6 exons. Gene Ontology annotation, biological process: synapse organization. Gene Ontology annotation, cellular component: neuron projection membrane. The record is from RefSeq and is a predicted model, not a curated record. The coding region runs from base 335 to 2440 and encodes 701 amino acids. Lineage: Eukaryota; Metazoa; Arthropoda; Insecta; Diptera; Drosophilidae.
UUGGCAAAGUGUUUCAAUGGAAAUAAAACAAAAAUAGAUCCUUUGAUAUUGCGCAGUAAACGCAGCAAAUAGAGGAAAAUUGUGUGAGAUGGGAAAAACUGUAACUGGCACAAGGUGAAGCAAUAAGAGAAGCAAUGAAAACGCGUGCCUCAAAGAACGACACAAAACACAGCCAAAAAAUAUAUAAAAGGCAAGUUGCAUUUCGGUGAAAAGCAGCGGAAGAAAGCGACGAGAGAAAAUCCCGACCCCAGCGAAUUAAUUCAAUAAACCUAUUUAUCUGGGACGGCAGAGACGACUGGGACUUAAACUGGGGAAUAUACACAUUUCGCCCAGAAUGCGAAAAACUUCGCCAACCAACUGGGCGCACUGCAAUCAGAACCAGAGGUCAGCAACGUGCCGAGCACUUGGAGACAAUGCUCCAGCGAUGGUUCCGCAAACGAGUCCCCAACGGCGGCAGACGCCGGGCAAUGAGCGCACAAAAUAUGCUGUAAGUGUCACUGCUGCAAGGCUCUGUGCCAGUGGGACUGCCAGGACAAGCGCCAGGAAGCUGACAACUGCAAAGAUGACAGCCACAGUCUCAGCCUCAGCCCCAGCCUCAGCAUCAGACACUGGACAGCGGCGCCAAUUUGUACGCACGGCCAGGACGAUGACUUGGCAACGCAUCUGGCUAGCAGCUCAGCUCCUUGUGCUGUUCGACUUGGGAACGCACCUUGUCACCUGCAGCUCAGCCUACGACCAGGUGGUUGUCACAGAGCCGCAGCUAAUGACACAGCCGAGAUCCACUUUGCCAGAUAGCCAACUGACAACACAAAACGAUCUAAUUACGACAGCCCGAAACUCAACAACAUUACUGACAACGAAAAAGCCAGCCGCUGCAGCAGCAGCGACAACAACAGCAACAACAGCGAGAGGCUAUUGGCGCACGACCCUGGGCAUGUCAUCAACAGCGCCAACGAUAACAAGGACUGCGACAAGGAGGCUGGCAGGAGGUGCCGCAGCGGCAACUAAGUCCGCACAAAUUGGUCUAACUACGCAGCCCGCAACGGCGGCUAAAACACAAACAACAAUCGCUGCAAUAACAACAACAGCAGCAACAACAAUGGCAACAACGGCAACGGCGAUGGCAACGCUGUUCAUAUCAACAAUUUAUCCGACAUCAACAACAGAGCCCGCGACGGUUGUCCCAACGCCGACGACGAGGAUGAGGACGAGGACGACGCUGACGGAAACGGAUGCCCGCAACUCCAUUGAAACGGCAACGUCACGGCCAUCGGUUGAAGCGGGGCAGGAGUUGCAGGAGUUGCAAGAGGAAGGGCAGGGGAAGGAGGAGGAUCUGGAGUUGGGGGAAAAUGCGGUGUUGCAGCUUCCUCAUCCGGCCAACACUGAUUCACUGACUAAGGGCUUCUCCAUACCCACAUUUCUGCCGCCGUUUCCCGUGUUCGCGGCCGCAGAUUUGCCUGCGUACCGAGCUGCUGCUGCUGCAGCUGAGGCAGCCGCUGCCGCUGCCGCCGCAGCAGCAGCAUCAACUCAAGCGACGGAGACUACUGUGACAUUGUCACCGGAGCAGCAGCGACAACAAAUGUUUAAUGAGCAGCACUCGUACUUGGCCUCCCACAAUGGGGAACUGCUGCCGGGGCAGCAGCCGCGCAAAAAUCUGACAAUGCCUGUGCUAAACAUCACGGCUCAGAUGGGAAAUCACGCGUAUAUGCCAUGUCAGAUCCAUCGGCUGUCGGAGAAGCCUGUCUCUUGGGUGCGAUUGCGCGAUGGUCACAUAAUCAGCGUGGACGAGAGCACAUUCAUAGCCGAUGAACGUUUCCAGUCGAUAUUCCAGGAGGAGAAUGAUUACACCUGGUCGCUGCAGAUCAAGUACGUGGACGUCAGCGAUGCCGGCUGGUACGAGUGCCAAAUGGCCACCGAGCCCAAACUGAGCGCCAAGGUGCAUCUGGAAGUAGUCACGCCCAAGACUGAGCUAAUUGGCGAUCAGAGCCGCUUCGUCAAGGCCGGCAGCAAGGUGGCGCUUCAUUGCAUUGUGCGCGGCACCCUGGACCCGCCGAGGUAUAUCAUCUGGUUCCGUGGGCAGAAGAAGAUAAGCGAGAGCGAUGAGCGCACCGGCUGGUAUACGCAAAUAGAUCGCAAUAUAUUUGGCACAGUGGGCGAUAAUCAAAAUACGAUCGGCUCAUUAAUUAUACCAUUUGUGCGCAAAGAGGACUCCGGGAACUAUACGUGCCAGCCAUCGAACAGUGUCUCCGUCUCCGUUGACCUGCACGUCCUCAGCGGUGAAUACUCCGCUUCGGCUAUCAUGUCCGGCGCAGCACAGCGACAGCAGCGCAGCACGAUUCUGCCGCUGGCGCUGCUGCUCCCGAUGCUGCCGCUGCUGCUGGUGCUGCUGUCAGGGGUGCGGGAAGCGCGGGGAUUGCGUUGGCUGCUGCCCAAGACGUGACUUGUGACGUGACUCGCUUAUUGAGCGGCCAGCCCGGACUUCAAUUAUUUGUAAGCUUUUGCACAAUGUGCAGUUAUAUAAUUUGGGUUAGAGAUUAAUUAAAGAUGUCAUUGUAAAUAGCAGAGGCCCAAGGCGAGCGGGCGAGGCGGCGAAGAGAAGGUGCAACUUUCUGUAAUUAAGUUAAAUGUUGGCGCAUACCCGCAUACGCUGAUGUAUGUGUGUGCGCUUGUGUGUGCUGUACAUUUAAAAGAUAUAAGCACAAAAUUUAAAACAUAAUACUCGUAAUAUUAUUAAUUGCUAGACUAAGACAAAUCAAAUUCUGAAGAUAAAUCAAAGAGAUGUUGCCAUUUACAGUUGUGAAACAGAUCAAUAAUUAGAUUAUUGCAAAUCUGCUAAACUUAAAUCUGAAUAAUACACGAAUAAACCAUUAUUAAUUCAUGUGAACUGACAGCAGGCGUAUUUUAUAUCGACUCAUACGCCUGCCUUUCCAAGGGUAUUUAUUAUUAUUUUUUUUAGCCACCUUCAAAAGCCCUCAUAAAUCGGAUUGCAAACAUGAAGCGCUUUGAAAUUGAUACUUGACUGCAAUCCAAAAACCAAUUAGCGAUGAAAAAUACACUAAAACCAGGUAACAAUCAUCUAUAAAUAUUUAAAAAAAUGAAGUAUGACUACAAAACGGCAAACGGAUACCUUUUUAUA